AUGGGAGGCGACCGCGGCUCGUGGAGCGCCCCACAAGAUUCCAAGACUGUGCGCGAUAUCAGCGGCAGCGGCAGCGGAGCAGCCGCAGCAGCAGCCGCCCGGCCGCUGGCGAUCACUAUCGGGUUUUCGCAGGAGGACGAGGACCCCGACACCUGCUACAUCUGUCUUUCCUCGGAGGGCCCGAUGCUGGUCAACGUGUGUGCGUGCCGCUCGCUACGCGCACACCGCAGCUGCCUUCUCGAGCUCACGCGCAGGCAGACUGGUCCACCGGUCUGCGGCGUCUGCCGCCAGGAAAUUUGCCCGGAGGAACUCGAGCUCUCCCUGCCUGCGGUGGAGCCCGUGGCUCCGGGCUCCCAGUGGGGCAAGACCCUCCGUGUCACCAGCCAGAUCGUCAACGUCAUCUUCGGCGUCCUCGGGUCGGUGGAGGAGGUGGUGGUGGGGACCGUGGCGGCGGUGAGGGCGGAGGCGGCGACGGGGGGGGUGGAGAGGGCGGAGGCGGAAGGGGCGGCGGUGGUGAUGGCGGUGACGGCAAGGAGGGAGGGUCUGGAGGCGGAGGAGGGCGCGGCGAAGGGGAGGGUGGUGGUGGAGAGGACGGCAGAGGAGGGGGCGGCGGCGGCGAAGGUGGCGGUGGUGGCGGCGGUGGUGGCGGGGGAGGCGAAGGCGAGGGAGGGGGGCUUGGUAGAGGAGAGGAGGGCGGCGGCAGCAACGGGGAAGGCGGAGAGGGUGGCGGCGGGGAGGGCGGUGGCAGCCAGGGCGGCGGCGGAGACGGAGGCGACGGAGAGGGAGGUCGAGGCGGAGAAGCGCGCCAAGGGCAAGAAGGGCAAGAAGAAGAAGAAGAAGGGCGGAGGGGCGGGCGCGGCUGGGCCGUCGCAGGAGACGGAGGAGGGUGCUGAGGCGCCGGCAGAGGCAGCUGAGGCUGCAAGGAAGGCCGAGGAGGAGAGAAUGAUCAGGCUUCUCGAGAAGUGUCACGAGGAGAGGAUCCGGUUCGGCAUCACGGCGGCGAGCCAGGCGGCGGCGUCGGCAGUGGUGGCUAAGGCGGUGCGCUUGGACGCUGAGGCGGACGAGGCGGAGGAGGAGGCGGAGGCGGACGAGGAGGCGGCGGCGGCGGCAGAGGCGGCUCGGGCGGCGGCGGCGCAGGCGCAGGCGGAGAUCGUCGCAGCGCUGGAGGAGGCCAACGCGGCGCUCGCGGACGCGACGGCCGCUGCAGAGGCGAGCGCUGCUGUUGCGGCUGCUUCGAAGGCCAAGGCGACCGCUGCCAGGAUGGCCGCGGAUGCAGCCGAGCAGCAGCGCUCGUGA
This is a messenger RNA of Emiliania huxleyi CCMP1516, 1296 nucleotides long. RefSeq lists its product as hypothetical. The record is from RefSeq and is a predicted model, not a curated record. The transcript has 3 exons. NCBI's taxonomy places the organism in Eukaryota, Haptophyta, Isochrysidales, Noelaerhabdaceae. Bases 1 to 1296 code for a protein of 431 amino acids.